UGCAUUUUAAAAAAGAUAAUAAGCAUUUUUAUGUUAUGGGCCUCCAAAACCCUAAUAAAUCCCCAAUCCCCUUAUAUAUAUUCUCGUCCACACCAUUUAGGGCUUCUUCACUCGCAGCAUCCUCCGCCACUCUCCCCAAACACACUCUCAGCCGUCUCCACUCCCAAAUCCACCAAUGGCGCAAGAACAGCUCGUCCUCCGCGGCACCAUGCGCGCCCACACCGAUUGGGUCACCGCCAUCGCCACCCCCAUCGACAACUCCGACAUGAUCGUCACCUCCUCCCGCGACAAAUCCAUCAUCCUCUGGACCCUCACCAAGGAAGACCGCAACUUCGGCGUCGCCCGCCGCCGCAUGAACGGCCACUCCCACUUCGUCCAGGACGUCGUCCUCUCCUCCGACGGCCAAUUUGCCCUCUCCGGAUCCUGGGACGGAGAGCUCCGCCUCUGGGACCUCCAGACCGGCGUCACCGCCCGUCGCUUCGUCGGCCACACCAAGGACGUCCUCUCCGUCGCCUUCUCUGUUGACAACCGCCAGAUCGUGUCCGCCUCCCGCGACAAGACCAUCAAGCUCUGGAACACCCUUGGCGAGUGCAAGUACACCAUCCAGGAUCAGGACGCUCACACCGACUGGGUCUCCUGCGUGAGGUUCUCGCCCAACACCCUUCAGCCGACCAUCGUGUCCGGCUCCUGGGACAGGACCGUUAAGAUCUGGAACCUGAGCAAUUGUAAGCUCAGGUCGACUUUGGCUGGCCACUCUGGCUACGUCAACACGGCGGCUGUCUCCCCCGACGGCUCUCUGUGCGCCAGUGGUGGGAAAGAUGGUGUGAUUUUGCUCUGGGAUCUGGCCGAGGGGAAGAAGCUCUACUCGCUGGAUGCUGGCUCUAUUAUCCACGCCCUCUGCUUCAGCCCUAACAGGUAUUGGCUGUGUGCUGCGACUGAGGCCAGCAUUAAGAUUUGGGAUUUGGAGAGCAAAAGCGUUGUUGUGGAUCUCAAGGUGGACCUCAAGCAAGAGAGCGGUGAUAUAGCAACUGAAGGGGCCGCCCAGACUGCUACCGGGAAGACAAAGGUCAUAUACUGCACCUGUCUCAACUGGAGUGCUGAUGGAAGUACUCUCUUCAGUGGUUAUACAGAUGGUGUUAUCCGAGUUUGGGGUAUUGGUCGUUACUAGAGAGCAAGACGACUUUAGUUGAGUUACAGAGGUUUCAAUUAGUUUUUUUCUUGCAACUCUUGGAAAAGAAGAAUAUUUGGUCUCUAUUUUAUGGUUUUGAGCUUUUAACUAUUAUGAAUUUUGAGUAUUUUUAUGAGUACAUUUUGUGCUUUAUUAUGACUCUUUGGGGAAAAGAAGUUUGUUAAAACUUUAAACAAGAUGUGUCUUGAGUUUGUCAUAUAUAAUGUUCCUCUGUUUCUCCUUCCCUGACUCACAGAUUUUAUGAAAUUGUGAAUGUGCCUUUGAUUAAGUAGCUAAUUAUAAAUUGUAAUUACUAAAUGAAUGAAAGAAU
Striga asiatica is the source of this 1499-nucleotide messenger RNA. The record is from the annotation of a GenBank genome assembly. NCBI's taxonomy places the organism in Eukaryota, Viridiplantae, Streptophyta, Magnoliopsida, Lamiales, Orobanchaceae.